AGAGGAACAGUCCAAGUCCCUGAUUGUGCAAAGAGAGUUGAUGAAGUCCCAUGAAGAACUGACUGAGAGUCGAGAGGAAACCAAAGAAGCUAAUGCCCAGUUUACAGAUGUGAGUCUGCAGCUUAGUGACAAGAUCUUGGAGGUGAACACUUUGACAAAAGAAAUGGAGGCACAGUCACAUGAUCUGAAGAAGAUAUCUCAUGAAAAAGAAAGAGUCUCUUCAGAAAUGAUAGCUCUAGAAGAAGAGCAUCAAACGAUAAAACAAGAAGUUUGUGGCUUGAAGGAAGUGAGACUAGGCUUAGAGAAUGAUAUCCUGAAGUUUGAAACCACAGUACAGUUACUUGAAUCCGAGCUUAACACAUUGAGAACCACCCUAGAAGAAAGGUCGUUGAAGGUUUUGGAACUUGAGAAAGCUGUGGUAAAUACCACUGAUAUGUUAAACUCAUCUGAAGAAGAAAGAGAGAGAAUGAAAAGCAAUUUGGAAGGCUCUGUUUCUGACCGAGACAACAAAAUUGUCCAACUUACUGAGGAAGCCACAAAUUGGGAGAAGAUGCUGGAAGUGAAAACAGGGCAGAUAGAUGAACUAAAUGCUGAAGUGUCUGAGAAAAAUGCAUCUUUGCAAAUCUUAGGGGAACAUUGUGAGGAACUGAUGGUAGUUUCAGCCUCAGCUCAGAGUGUUGCUGCCAAAGCCAGAAUAAAACAGACGCAAGUAGUCCUGGAUCUGCAGGCCACAGUGCAGAAACUAUCCUCAUCUAUGCAACAGAUUGAGGUCCUCAGGAAGGAUAAAGAUAGCUUAGAAAAAGAAAAACAAGAAUGUGCCUUACAGUGUUCAAACACGUUGGAUCAGCUUGAGCAGACCAAAGCAGAUUUAUCUCAGGCACAACAGGAUUUAAUGUCUACAUCUUGCACUGUAGAAGAAUCUCAACAACUUGUGCAGGACCUGAAACGUGAGAUUGCUGAAAAGUGUUCAGAGUUUGAUCAACUCCAGACCACUCACAAAGAGGUUUUGGACCAACUUCAUGUAUCAAAGAGUAUGCUUAGCAAAACCGAGGAAGAACUUAUUGAACUGAAGGAAGUUCAUGGAAGGAUCACUGAGGAACUUGAAUCAGUGCAAAGAGAGUUGAUGAAGUCCCAUGAAGAACUGACUGAGAGUCGAGAGGAAACCAAAGAAGCUAAUGCCCAGUUUACAGAUGUGAGUCUGCAGCUUAGUGACAAGAUCUUGGAGGUGAACACUUUGACAAAAGAAAUGGAGGCACAGUCACAUGAUCUGAAGAAGAUAUCUCAUGAAAAAGAAAGAGUCUCUUCAGAAAUGAUAGCUCUAGAAGAAGAGCAUCAAACGAUAAAACAAGAAGUUUGUGGCUUGAAGGAAGUGAGACUAGGCUUAGAGAAUGAUAUCCUGAAGUUUGAAACCACAGUACAGUUACUUGAAUCCGAGCUUAACACAUUGAGAACCACCCUAGAAGAAAGGUCGUUGAAGGUUUUGGAACUUGAGAAAGCUGUGGUAAAUACCACUGAGAUGUUAAACUCGUCUGAAGAAGAAAGAGAGAGAAUGAAAAGCAAUUUGGAAGGCUCUGUUUCUGACCGAGACAACAAAAUUGUCCAACUUACUGAGAAAGUCACAAAUCAGGAGAAAACACUGGAAGAACUGAAGUUGUCUUCAGAUGCAAAUAUAGCCAAGAUGAUCGAUCUUACAUCAGAAGUGAAGGCUUUGAAUGAUACUAUUGGACAACUGGAACUUGACAGGGAAAAUCUGCUUAAACGGCUUGAAGAAACUCAAAGUACUUUGGCUCAUACAGAGGCUCAUGUAGAAACUCUGAAAACGGGAAAACAGCAGGCCAUAGACAAUAUUAAAUCAGUCAAUGAUCAAAAGGAAGAACUCAAGAAUGAACUGAGCAGCCUUGAACAGAAAUUUGAUGAAACACAUUUAAAGAUGUUGUCACUCACGGAAGAACUUUCCCAGGUCAGUGUUGCCAAAUCUGAAACUGAAAACAAAGUUGCUUGUCUUGAAACAGAGAAGGAAAGUUUGAUAAUCACAAAGCAGGAGUUGAUAGAAGAAGUAUCAAGACUCUCAUCAGAACUUAUAGAAAAUGGUCAACAAAUAGAAAAUUUGAGCCUUCAAGUUGAGAACGGGAGACAAAGUGUUGAGAUGGGGUGCCAAGAGGUUGAACAACUCAAGGAACGUGUGAAAGUUUUGAUGACCGAAGCUGAAGAAAGAAAUAUAGAGAUAUCAACACUAUUUUCACAGUCUCAAAUGUCCAUGUCAGAAUUCACCACAGAGAAAGAAAAGCUUAAUAUGACCAUUGGUGAACUUGAGAAGGAUCUUGUGGAGAAAACUGUGGUCAUAGACCAUCUUACCAAUGAAGUGGAUUCUUUAAGAAAUGAAGCUCAUAACAUGGAGGAAUCCUGCAGUGCUUUAAACACAAGCAUUCUACAACAUGAGGAGUCUGACAGAGAUCUUCAGUCAAAUUUAAAAGAUCUGUAUUCACUUGUUGAUCAGAAAGAGAAGGAAAUAACAGAACUCAGGGUGCAACUUCAGUCUGAACAGAAAGAGAGGAGUCUGAUGUUUCACAGUUGAAGGUUGAACUGUCAACAAGAACAACAGAGAUCAGUGAGAUGAGUAACAAACUGGGAGUUCAAAUAGAGAAUUUAAAGAGGACUUUAGUGGAGA
Molecule: messenger RNA, 2668 nt
Organism: Haliotis rubra (blacklip abalone)
Lineage: Eukaryota; Metazoa; Mollusca; Gastropoda; Lepetellida; Haliotidae
Product: myosin heavy chain, cardiac muscle isoform-like
Exons: 2
Coding region: 41-2575 (844 amino acids)
Cellular component (GO): cytoskeleton
Source: RefSeq, a predicted model, not a curated record